Acinonyx jubatus (cheetah) is the source of this 1687-nucleotide messenger RNA. It is a transcript of the gene CPVL, whose product is annotated as carboxypeptidase vitellogenic like. The record is from RefSeq and is a predicted model, not a curated record. The transcript has 12 exons. NCBI's taxonomy places the organism in Eukaryota, Metazoa, Chordata, Mammalia, Carnivora, Felidae. Gene Ontology annotation, molecular function: serine-type carboxypeptidase activity. Gene Ontology annotation, biological process: proteolysis. The coding region runs from base 92 to 1510 and encodes 472 amino acids.
AUGAAGGUCUUGUAUGUAAAAGGGCUGGGUAAAUAUUUACUCUUUGGAUUCAUUUGUUUUCAUCCUAGGCCUAGAGAGACCGGUUGGUGCCAUGUGGAAGACGAUUGUUUUGGUGGUCGUGUUCAUGUUCAGCCCUGGUGGCGGGAUCUUUCACUCCUUAUACAAAAAUGUUCGGGUUUCCAUACCACAUAAGGGAAACGUAGGAGAGCCAUUAUUUCUUACUCCCUAUAUUGAAGCUGGGAAACUUGAAGAAGCAAAAAAACAGAGUUUGGUUCCUCCUUUCCCUGGAUCGAAUGUGAAGAGUUACGCUGGCUACAUCACUGUCAAUAAGACCUACAACAGCAACAUUUUCUUCUGGUUCUUUCCAGCUCAGGUACAGCCCAUGGCUGCUCCAGUAGUUCUCUGGCUGCAGGGUGGGCCAGGAGGUUCAUCCAUGUUUGGACUUUUUGUGGAGCACGGACCUUAUAUUGUCACAAGUAACAUGACUGUGCGUCCUAGAGAGUUUUCUUGGAUCACCACAUUUUCCAUGCUUUACAUUGAUAAUCCAGUGGGCACAGGGUUCAGUUUUACUGACGACCCCCAGGGAUACACAGUCAAUGAGGAUGAUGUGGCACGGAAUUUAUACAGUGCACUAACUCACUUUUUCCUGUUGUUCCCUGAAUAUAAAAACAAUGACUUUUAUGCCACGGGGGAGUCUUACGCAGGGAAGUACGUGCCAGCCUUUGCACACUAUAUCCAUACAUUGAACCCCGUGAUGACAACGAAAAUCAACCUGAAAGGAGUUGCUAUUGGGGAUGCGUAUUCUGAUCCCGAAUCAAUCAUAGGGGGCUAUGCAACAUUCCUGUACCAAAUUGGCUUAUUGGAUGAGAAGCAGAGAAAGUACUUCCAGAAGCAGUGUGAUGACUGCGUGAAAUACAUCAGGGAGGAGAGGUGGUUUCAAGCCUUUGAAGUACUGGAUAAACUACUAGAUGGUGACUUAACAAACAGCCCUUCUUACUUCCAGAAUGUCACAGGAUGUCCUAGUUACUAUAACCUGUUACAGUGCAAGGAACCCGAGGACCAAAAUUACUAUGGGAAAUUUUUGUCCCUCCCACAAGUGAGACAAGCCAUCCACGUGGGAAACCGGACUUUUAGUGAUGGAUCCGAAGUUGAAAAGUACAUGCGAGAAGAUACAGUAAAGUCCGUUAAGCUAUGGUUAGCUGAAAUCAUGGAUAAUUACAAGGUACUGAUCUACAAUGGCCAACUGGACAUCAUUGUGGCAGCCUCCCUGACAGAGCGCUCUUUGAUGGCCAUGAAGUGGAAAGGAUCCCAGAAAUACAAGCAGGCAGAAAGAAAAGUCUGGAAGAUCUUUAAAUCCGAUAACGAAGUGGCCGGUUAUGUGCGGCAAGUGGAUGACUUCUGUCAGGUAAUUGUUCGAGGUGGAGGGCACAUUUUACCUUACGACCAGCCGCUGAGAUCUUUUGACAUGAUCAAUCGAUUUGUUUUCGAGAGAGGAUGGGAUCCUUAUUGAUGGAUAAGCUGCUGUCCUAAAAAAAAAAAAAGGUCAGAGGACUUAAUCUUUGAGAAGAAAACUUCCAAACCUGAAAAUGUCGUAUAAAUGAGAAAAGUACCUUUUUAUAGCUUUUUAUAGCUUUAAAAUGUUUCUCAUCAAUAAAAAUUAUCCUUGAAACAAGUAAGGUUCUGUUUU